CCAGCGAGGAUCCUUUAAUUGAUAAGAGACUGCUGCGGUGAGCCAGUGGAAGCAAAAGGAAGGUUUCGUCAGCAAUUCCCAGUAAAUCAUGGUUCAGAUUAUUAAAGACAUGGAUGAAUUAAAAACAUUUUUGAAAGCUGCUGGAUGCAAACUUGUGGUGGUUGAAUUUUCAGCAAAAUGGUGUGGUCCUUGCAAAAGGAUUUAUCCUCUUAUUCAUGCAAUGUCUCUGCAAUACCGAAAUGUGAUGUUUGCUAAUGUGGAUGUGGAUGAUUCUAAGGAGUUGGCCCAAAGUUAUCACAUCAAAUCAGUACCCACAUUUCAGAUGUUCAAGCAAACCCGGAAGGUAACCCUAUUCUCGAGACUCAAAAGAGCAAUUUGCUGUUAUGAAAAUGGAUUCAUGAGCGAGCCGAUUUUUGAAUUUUGUGGAGCUGAUGCUCAAAAAUUGGAAGCGAAGAUUCAAGAAUUAAUAGGCCCUGCACAGCUAAGUCACACCAUGCCAUUAAGAAGGUUUUCCAGAGAUUGCCAAAGAUGGAACUCUUCACAGUGGUCAAGAAACAAAUAAAUACUGCAUUGCCCUGGUGUACUCCAAACAGGCCCACCAUCCCAUUUUAACUAUAAAACAGGACAUGUCAGAGUUCAAGAGAAUUCCCUGGAAACCAGUCUUCUCCAUC
This is a messenger RNA of Hyaena hyaena (striped hyena), 671 nucleotides long. It is a transcript of the gene TXNDC8, whose product is annotated as thioredoxin domain containing 8. The transcript has 8 exons. Bases 89 to 562 code for a protein of 157 amino acids. Lineage: Eukaryota; Metazoa; Chordata; Mammalia; Carnivora; Hyaenidae. The record is from RefSeq and is a predicted model, not a curated record.